This is a messenger RNA of Oryzias melastigma (Indian medaka), 2233 nucleotides long. RefSeq names its product protein phosphatase 1H. The coding region runs from base 238 to 1827 and encodes 529 amino acids. Gene Ontology annotation, molecular function: protein serine/threonine phosphatase activity. Lineage: Eukaryota; Metazoa; Chordata; Actinopteri; Beloniformes; Adrianichthyidae. The transcript is spliced from 10 exons. The record is from RefSeq and is a predicted model, not a curated record. Gene Ontology annotation, biological process: protein dephosphorylation.
CUCAUCAAUGACUCCCCAUGGAGGAUCUCCUCCACCUCCUCCUGCAGCCGCAUCCGCCCGCCCUCCCGCUCUGCGCUCCGCGGAACCCGAUGCUCUCCUCCUCCGUCUGAUUCUCCGUCGAGCGGAUCCGCGGCGGUCGAGGUGGGGGGCCAUCCGGGCAAAGGCAGCCGCGCCGGCGCGCACCGGCCCGCGGAGGCGGCGCCGCGCCAACGCGCCAACGCCAGCAACAACAACAACAUGCUGAGCCGGGUCAAGAUCGCCGUGGCGGGCUUCAUGGGCGGCAUCACCGGGGGCGGCGGCGGCUCCGCGGGGGGCGGCCACGCCGGCGCAGACAUGCCGCUGAAAUUCCCCUACACGCGGCCGGACUUCCUCGGGCUGUCCGCGGACGAGGUGGAGUGCUCCGCGGACCACAUCGCGCGGCCCAUCCUCAUCCUGAAGGAGACCCGGAGAUUACCGUGGGCCACCGGAUACGCCGAGGUGAUCAACGCCGGGAAGAGCGCUCUGAACGAAGACCAAGCCUGCUGUGAGGUGGUGGUGGCGAGGAGGAGACCCAUGAGCUACUGCCCGCCCUCCACGCCCAGCAAGACCCCCACCGCCAAGAGGAGGAACUCUCUGCCCAACGGGGAAGGUCUGGGGCUUCGGAUGGAGCACGGCAGGAUGGGAGAGGACAGCGAAGGCCUCAUAUUCCACUACUGGGCUCUGUUCGACGGCCACGCCGGCUCGGGCGUGGCGGUCAUGGCGUCCCGCCUGCUGCAGCACCACAUCGCCUGCCAGCUGCAGGCCGUCAUAGAGAUCCUGCGUAACCUGCACUCUCCGCCCCCGACCGUGAUGGGCGAGGAGCCGGACAGUAACCCGUUCCUCCAGGGAAGCACGCCGGGGCCGCACAGGGCGCUGACUCGGGCCGCCUCCCUGCGUGGGGCUGCAGGGGCCCCCGGCUCGCCGUGCAGCACGCCGCCUCCUCCACGCUUCUUCACUGAGAAGAAGAUCCAACAUGAGAGUCUGGUGAUCGGAGCCAUAGAGAACGCCUUCAAAGAAAUGGACGCCCAGAUUGAGCGAGAGAAGCAGGUCUAUAACAUCAGCGGAGGAUGUACGGCGCUCACUGUGGUUUACCUGCAGGGAAAGCUUUUUGUCGCCAAUGCGGGGGACAGCAGGGCCAUCAUCAUCAGAGACAGCGAGAUAAUUUCCGUGUCAACAGAGUUCACGCCGGAGUCAGAGCGACAGCGACUUCAGUUUCUGGGUUACAUGCAGCCUCACCUGUUAGGGAACGAGUUCACACACCUGGAAUUCCCCCGCAGAGUUCAGAGGAAGGAGGUGGGCAAGAGGAUGCUCUACAGAGACUUCACCAUGAACGGAUGGGCCUACAAGACCAUCGAGGAUGAAGAUCUGAAGUUUCCUCUCAUAUACGGCGAAGGGAAAAAGGCUCGAGUUCUGGCCACAAUCGGAGUGACGCGCGGCCUCGGUGACCACGACCUCAAAGUUCACGACUCCAACAUUUACAUCAAGCCCUUCCUCUCCUGUUGCCCUGAGGUGAAGGUGUACAGUCUGAUGGAGUACGAGCACGGCACGGACGACGUUCUGGUGAUGGGAACCGACGGCCUCUGGGACGUCUUAUCCAAUGAGGAAGUAGCAGAAGCUGUCACCUCCUUUCUCGCUAACUGUGACCCUGACGACCUGCACAGGUACACGAUGGCAGCACAGGACCUGGUGAUGCGAGCACGAGGUAUUCUGAGAGACCGGGGGUGGAGGAUCACCAAUGAGCGUCUGGGCUCCGGAGACGACAUCUCCGUCUUCAUCAUCCCUUUGAUGUACGGCAACCGCCAGCUCUGAUGCGCCGAGGCGCUGCGGCUCAAGAGCCCCAAGAGCCUGUAGACUCAGCAGGAACGAUGAGUCAGGGGAAACAUUUCCUUUUCGUUUUUCUCUAUUUUUCUUUUUUUAUUCUCUCCAGUAGUUUAUUAGAGCAAACAGGUCAAGGGCCGAUGCUGCGGUUGGCCUGUUAAUGGAAAAUGCUGCAUCCUGAACUUCCACGGUUGUGAAAACUACAGAAAAAAGGGAAAACAAGUACUUCCUCCAUCUUUUUUUCCUCCAUCGUCGUGCUCAGCUCUUCCUCCUUACCUCGUUCAUGUUUUAAAGAAAUACCUCCUUAUUCGUUGUGCAAACUCGGACAAAGCUGACGGGUCAGCUGCAUUUUUUUUGUUUUCUUUUUUGUUGUUUUGCCACAGUGUGGCUUUGAAGA